AUGGUCUGCCCCGAUAACCCCGAUAAAUAUAUACCUAAUUGUCAAGUCCCGGCGGGACUCAGCUCCCUCCCCCGGCCAGAUUACUGCAAUUCCGUUAUUCUCCUGCUCCUGCCUUUCGUACUCGGUCAUCUCUCGGCGGUAGUCACACACUUGACCCUCGGUCAUCGGAACAGAAGAAAUAAGUUGAGGUUCUGGGAUAACAACCAUCUCAAAGAUUCACCGAACUUGGCCAUAUCAUGGAUGCCCUAUAACUCCUUGGCGACUGCUGUCAUGACGGUGGUGCAAUGCGUUGUUAUGGCCGUGGCUGUCAAGGCUUCCGGGCUGAAUAUCAGCGUCGGAACGCUAUUCAUAUUCUUCUUGACCAAGCCUCGUGUUGGGUGGUGGGUUAUCAUGCUUUCAGCUUGCUUCUACGAAGCCUUCAACGAUACCGCCACCGAUGUGCUCCUCCAAGAAUGCGUCCUGGGUGUCUUGGCACUUCCUGGCGCGAGUAUGUUCUUGGGAGUCAGUGGUUCUGGGGAGAUGCCCGGUGGUUGCGCUCCGUAUGACAGUUUUGAUACUUGGAGGGAGGGCACAAGUAUCGAUGCCAUUCUCUUGUUGUACAGCGGGUCACGCAGCCUUAUCGCUUGCGGUGCGAUCUUUUUGGUUGUUGGGAUCUUCAUGGUUUGGAGGCGUCGCUUUCUCAAGAGACAUCUCGGCCUAGUUGCCAUGAUCCCUUGCCUGGGCGCAUCCGUGUCUGCUUGGAUCCUCUGGACUGGUAAGCCUACCAACGAUGCUCUGGUGAUUCAUAACUAA
Fusarium subglutinans is the source of this 792-nucleotide messenger RNA. RefSeq lists its product as uncharacterized. The transcript has a single exon. Bases 1 to 792 code for a protein of 263 amino acids. The record is from RefSeq and is a predicted model, not a curated record. NCBI's taxonomy places the organism in Eukaryota, Fungi, Ascomycota, Sordariomycetes, Hypocreales, Nectriaceae.